Rangifer tarandus platyrhynchus (Svalbard reindeer) is the source of this 309-nucleotide messenger RNA. The record is from the annotation of a GenBank genome assembly. NCBI's taxonomy places the organism in Eukaryota, Metazoa, Chordata, Mammalia, Artiodactyla, Cervidae.
AUGGCUCACGGACCCUGCUUCUCCCACUGGCUGUUGGUCUGCUGGCUGGUGGUAACUGUGGCAGAAGGACAAGAAGUGGUCACUCCUCCUGGAGAUUCACAAAAUAAUGCACACCCUACAGACUGCGAGAUCUUUACACUCACCCCUCCCCCUGCCACAAGGAACCCAGUGACGAGGACCCAGCCCAUCACCAGGACACCCAGUCGCCUUCCUCCUUAUUACAAUUAUUUCCCCAGGAGAAGACUCUGGAGAGGAAGUUCCUCUGAGGAAAGCAGAGAAAAGAGAGAAGCCCCAAAUGUGCUGAAGUAA